AUGUCGAGCCGACCGACCGUCACCAUCAUCUCGCCUGAUGGCAAGCCUUCCAGCAACACCCAUCCUCUCCCGGAGGUGUUCAAGGCGCCUAUCCGUCCCGAUAUUGUCCAGAGCGUCCAUACCGGUAUGGCAAAGAAUAAGCGCCAACCAUACGCUGUGAGCGAGAAGGCCGGUCACCAAACCUCUGCUGAGUCCUGGGGAACCGGACGCGCCGUCGCUCGUAUUCCUCGUGUAUCUGGUGGUGGUACUCACCGUGCCGGCCAGGCUGCCUUCGGUAAUAUGUGCCGCUCUGGUCGCAUGUUCGCUCCCACAAAGGUCUGGAGGAAAUGGCACGCAAAGAUCAACUUGGGCCAGAAGCGCUUCGCUACCGCCUCCGCUCUCGCUGCCUCUGCAUCCGCUCCUCUUCUCUUCGCUCGUGGUCACCGCGUCCAGGCCGUUCCAGAAGUCCCUCUCGUGAUUUCCAGCACCGCUUUCUCCGGUGCCGCAAUCACCAAGACCUCUGCCGCUCUCGCUCUGUUGAAGGCUGUUGGCGCCGCCGCUGAUGUUGAGAAGGUUAAGCUGUCGAAGAAGACUCGUGCAGGUAAGGGUAAGAUGCGUGGACGUCGCUAUCGUCAGCGCCGUGGACCUCUCGUUGUCUAUGCCCCAGAGGAGGAUGGCCGAGAGCUCACAAAAGCAUUCCGCAACCUGCCCGGUGUCGAGACUUCGUCAGUCUACGACCUCAACCUCCUUCAGCUCGCACCGGGUGGUCAUCUUGGCCGCUUCGUGAUCUGGACUUCGGCCGCGUUCGCUGCCCUCGACAAGAUCUAUGGCUCUACCACUGAAGCUUCCACAUACAAGAAGGACUUCCUUCUGCCAUCAGCCCUGGUCAAGACACCCGAUCUUGGCAAGCUCAUCAACAGCUCGGAAAUUCAGUCAGUGCUACGUCCCGUCAAGGGUGGCGCUAUCACCAAGCGUACCCAAGUGCAGAAGAAGAACCCGCUACGGAACAAGCAGAUCCUGUUCCGCCUCAACCCAUACGCCAUUCAGUACUCGAAUGACAAGCUAGGAUCGCUAAAGGCUGAGAGCGGGAAGCCAAAGCCCAAGGAUGCGGGUUUUUUGAAGCAGGUACAUGAGAACUAGAGAAGUUAGUCGUGCUCGUAAUGCGCAUGGGGUGUAUUAUCGGUCGCAUGGCGGUCACGGCGGUCAUGGCGGUGUUCUUUUCACAGAUAUUAGGGUAGCUGAACAAAAGCUAUAAGCAUGCUGGAUGAAACAUAGCUGGCACAAUCUAUCGAUGCGCUAAUCCUCUCUGUAGUGUGCUUAAUCGAUUCACGUUAAGACCAUACGCUCUAGUUAAUGGCUAGUAGUAGCUUCCUAUACCUCUCCCUGCUAUACGCGUACCCCCAAAGGCCACAUGCAACACUAAUCCAUAGUCCAUCUGCAUGACGUUCUCACCUGAAAAGCCUCUUCCCUCCCGUUCUCGCUGCAGUCGUCUCUCGC
Pseudovirgaria hyperparasitica is the source of this 1476-nucleotide messenger RNA. RefSeq lists its product as uncharacterized. The transcript is spliced from 3 exons. Lineage: Eukaryota; Fungi; Ascomycota; Dothideomycetes; Acrospermales; Acrospermaceae. The record is from RefSeq and is a predicted model, not a curated record. Gene Ontology annotation, biological process: translation. The coding region runs from base 1 to 1119 and encodes 372 amino acids. Gene Ontology annotation, molecular function: RNA binding; structural constituent of ribosome. Gene Ontology annotation, cellular component: ribosome; cytosolic large ribosomal subunit.